CGCGGGCCACGGGGCUCCGGUCCUAGUCGGAAGUGGCCUGCGGCGUCUGGUUCCUUCAGCUCCCGUGGCUCUGGCGGAGUCUGCGCAAUGAGCGACCGGGAAAGGCCGGAAGCGGCUGGGCUCGAGCCGAAGGAGCAGUUAUCUUCAGAUACCAGUGAAAAUAAAACGACGCCAAAUGAAGAGCCCCUACUCCGAAAGAGCUCCCGUCGAUUUGUCAUUUUUCCAAUCCAGUACCCUGAUAUUUGGAAGAUGUAUAAGCAAGCCCAGGCGUCCUUCUGGACAGCAGAGGAGGUUGACUUAUCAAAGGAUCUCCCUCACUGGAACAAGCUUAAAUCAGAUGAGAAGUAUUUUAUCUCUCACAUCUUAGCCUUUUUUGCAGCCAGUGAUGGAAUUGUAAAUGAAAAUUUGGUGGAGCGCUUUAGUCAGGAGGUGCAGGUUCCAGAGGCUCGCUGUUUCUAUGGCUUUCAGAUUCUCAUGGAGAAUGUUCACUCAGAGAUGUACAGCUUGCUGAUAGACACUUAUAUUAGAGAUCCCAAGAAAAGAGAGUUUUUAUUUAACGCAAUUGAAACCAUGCCAUCUGUUAAGAAAAAAGCAGAUUGGGCCUUGCGAUGGAUAGCAGAUAGAAAAUCUACUUUUGGGGAAAGAGUGGUGGCCUUUGCUGCUGUGGAAGGGGUCUUCUUCUCAGGGUCGUUUGCUGCCAUAUUCUGGCUAAAGAAGAGAGGGCUCAUGCCCGGACUCACGUUUUCCAAUGAGCUCAUCAGCAGAGAUGAGGGACUUCACUGUGACUUUGCUUGCCUUAUGUUUCAAUACUUAGUAAAUAAGCCUUCAGAAGAUAGAGUCAAGGAGAUCAUAGUUGACGCUGUCAGAAUUGAGCAGGAGUUUUUAACAGAAGCCUUGCCAGUUGGCCUCAUUGGAAUGAACUGUGUUUUGAUGAAACAGUAUAUUGAGUUUGUAGCUGACAGAUUACUUGUAGAACUUGGAUUCUCAAAGGUUUUUGAGGCAGGAAAUCCUUUUGAUUUUAUGGAAAACAUUUCUUUAGAAGGAAAAACAAAUUUCUUUGAGAAACGAGUUUCAGAGUACCAGCGUUUUGCGGUUAUGACAGAAACCACAGAUAAUGUCUUCACUUUGGAUGCCGAUUUUUAAAGCCUUCCCUAUGUAAAAACUGUAACAGGUCAUUGGUAAAUAACAAUCUAUUUUCCUCUGUCACUUUACAACUUCAGAUAUUUUCUUUAAGAGAAUAGGAAUUUGAUAAGGAAAAUUUAAAACAAAAAUUUAAGUAAGUUGGAUUUGUCUAAACACAAUGAAAAUUUCCUACAUAACAGAGUCUAACCUAAAUGGUUUUUUGUUCAUUGGCAUGUAGAAUGGUGAUAAAGCAUGGCUUGAGGGAUCAGGUACAAGUUUGAGGUUCUGCCCUUACUCCUUCCUGUGACCUUUGCCAAGUCAGUCAACUCUUGUAAACACUCACCUUUAAAAUGGGUAUAAUGACAAGUCAGAGACAUGACACAAGGGUUAAGAUGCAAAACAGUGCUUAAAUAAUACUUCUACCUCUGCUAUCACUACUACUAAAUACUAUUAUUGGUAAGACAGUUAUAGUGAUAUCAUGAUACAAGCUACUCCUCUCCAAAGUAACUGAUUCUAGGUCAUAGGGUCUAGAACCAGAUUCUUUUUCUUUCUUUUUAGAUUCUUGUACUUUGAAUGUUUGCAGGAAGAAUAUAGAGAUAUCCUUAGAAAGAUAAUUCUCACCAACACAAGACUAACUACUUAUAAGCAAAAUGAUUCCUCAGGAAUUAAAAAGGUAACCAUUGACAGAUCUAGCUGUUUAGAACCAGGAUAAAUUAUCAUUUCCCAAAAGACCAUUGUCAGAGCUGGUAGACCUAGAUUUCUUUCUUUCUUUCUUCCUUUCCUUUCCUUUCCUUUCCUUUCUUUGUGUGUGUGUGUUAAAAAAGGAAUUUGGUGGUGACGUGAGUUUGGCAAAUGCUGUGCACUCCAUCUCUUAGAAUGUGCAAUGAAUACAUCAAAGGAAGAGGUUACCUCAUGAGCUUGGAUAUCCUACAUAUUCAUCUGUUUCUCACCCAUCAACAUCUCCCACAGCUAAGGCUCCUCAGCACAUAGAUUAGAAAAAGCUGGCUUGGAAUCAUGCAUUCUCACAAGAAAUGGGCACACACACACAAGAGAAAAGUGUCACAGGGAUCAUUGAACCAUUUGGGAUUUUUGCCAAGCCAAGAAGUGAUCUGAGGUUGACCUCACUGUAUGUCCAUGUGCACUUAAAAUUCUUUUAUGUCCCUUGUAGCAUGUUUUAAGUGGAACUAUGUAUGUUGUAUUGGUAACACAAGGUGAGGGAGAUUGAGUCUUUGAGGGAAAGCAGAGCAGAUACCAGGAGCCAGGAUGUCUGGAUAUUUUUUCCCCCUGUUUAUUUUUAGGAAACAUCAACAGGUAGUCUGAGCCCCAUGAAUUAGUGGGUCCCUCCUCAUAGAAAACAGUACUUUGUAAAAUUACGGAAACUGAAAUUCAGAUAUUUUUCUCUUUAUAUAAGCUUUAGCUUCAUUUAUUCUAUAACUAUUUGAUUGAUCAAAAUUGGGAAUUCUUUUUAAAAAUUUUUUCUUUUAUUUAUUUAUUUAAGAGUGACAGAGAGAGAGAGA
Messenger RNA from Jaculus jaculus (lesser Egyptian jerboa), 2639 nucleotides. It is a transcript of the gene Rrm2b, whose product is annotated as ribonucleotide reductase regulatory TP53 inducible subunit M2B. Gene Ontology annotation, biological process: deoxyribonucleotide biosynthetic process. The record is from RefSeq and is a predicted model, not a curated record. Bases 88 to 1143 code for a protein of 351 amino acids. The transcript has 9 exons. Gene Ontology annotation, molecular function: ribonucleoside-diphosphate reductase activity, thioredoxin disulfide as acceptor. Gene Ontology annotation, cellular component: cytosol. Lineage: Eukaryota; Metazoa; Chordata; Mammalia; Rodentia; Dipodidae.